CCGGACGUCGAUAGGUGUAAAGCGUCGGGGCAACGAAAAGCAUAGCUUUGACGCAAUCCACGAUCAAACCACAAGCCACCUCCACAUCGCGUACGAGCCCAUGUCCGAAAGUCAUCAUCGGGUUGUAACAACGUCAUAGUUCGCAGAGGCUGGAGCAUACUUUCUCUGUGCGAAGGGGGUUUUCUUCUGUUAUAAACCAUGGGGAGAGCCCGGUCUAUUGCCUGUGCCAUGCUCGUUCUCUUCUUCCUCUACCCCCUCUGCGUGGUCGGAAAUGUGCCGUCGUCCGCUGUGAGUGGCCGUCAGACGCGUUUAGUCAUCCCUGCAGUACUUGCCCUACAUUAAUUCUUAGAAAGAACUCCUUUUCAGAUUUUUUUUUCUUUUCAGUUCGAGACGCUACUGGGACGGAAAGGAUGGCGGAAGAACGCAGUCCGUCGUCGAACCACGAUCGUGUCCGGGAUACCCUUCCAGAGAACGUGGGAGAGUGGCCCAACAUGGGCACAACGGAAGUGUUCAGCAAGGACAGCCCGAGUCAAUGGACCAGAUCAGACCCGGACAACCUCGCGGCGCUGCCAACGGCCCAUAGCAGUGGAUCGGCGGCCGCCCGCCGCCUUGAGACCGCGAAAACCUCGCAUCGCAUGACGGGCUUGCGAAGUGCUUUGGGCCUCCAUCCGUUGGCACCGAUUGACGAGACGCACGACACCGCGCCGCACCAGGAUUAUCUAUGGAGCAGAAUCCGCCUCGCCCUCCGAGAGCCCUUUGCGGAGUUCCUCGGCGUCAUGAUCCUCGUCCUCUUCGGCAACGGAAGCGUGGCGCAGGUCCUUCUCAGCACCGGCUCGACGAGCGCACCAGGCGGCGACGGGUUCGGCAGCUACCAAUCCAUCUCGUGGGGCUGGGGCCUCGGUGUCAUGCUCGGCAUCUACGUCGCUGGCGACUCAGGUGCCUACCUCAACCCCGCCGUCACCUUCGCCAACUGCUACUUCAGAGGCCUGCCCUGGCGGAGGUUUCCCGUGUACUUCGUCGCGCAGUUCCUCGGCGGCUUCGUCGCCGCUGGCAUCGUGUAUGCAAAUUACAUCAACGCCAUCAACGCCUUCGAAGGCCACGGCGUCAGAACGGUGCCGCCCAGCCCGAACGCAACGGCGGGCAUAUUCUGCACCUACCCUGCCUCGUUCAUGACCAAAACGAGCAUGUUCUUCUCCGAGUUCAUCGCGAGCAGCAUCCUCAUGCUCGUCAUUCUCGCCCUCAAGGACGACACCAACAACGGCGUGUCCAAGGGCGGAGGGAACUGGUUUCCGCUCGCGCUCUUUUUCCUCAUCUUUGGACUAGGCGCUUGCUUCGGCUGGGAAACCGGCUAUGCCAUAAACCUGGCGCGAGACUUUGGCCCUCGUCUCUUCAGCUACAUUGUGGGAUACGGUCACGAGGUGUGGAGCGCCGGUGGCUACUAUUUCUGGAUCCCCAUGGUAGCGCCGUUUUGCGGAUGUUUUUUUGGAGCGUUCCUGUAUGACUUAUUGGUUUACACCGGCCCUUCUCCAGUCAACACCCCCUGGUUUGGACUGAAGCGGCUGCUAUGGCCUAAAGAGAUGGUAAAUGCGUAUAAUGCUCACCGGGAGAGGAACAAACAGGAAGGUGUCGUGUAAUGUGAAAUAUUGAAUCUUUAAAAAAAGUGCUUAACCGCGUCGCUUAAAAGCGUUGUCGUAAAAUAGUAUGUCUUGGAUUUGGGUCUCUAAAACGCCAUAGCUAUGCCGAUGUUAAUGCGAGCGAGCUGUUUGUGCAUAUCGUGAAGUGGUUCCCCG
Molecule: messenger RNA, 1790 nt
Organism: Verruconis gallopava
Lineage: Eukaryota; Fungi; Ascomycota; Dothideomycetes; Venturiales; Sympoventuriaceae
Exons: 2
Coding region: 411-1634 (407 amino acids)
Biological process (GO): glycerol transmembrane transport; water transport
Cellular component (GO): plasma membrane
Molecular function (GO): glycerol channel activity; water channel activity
Source: RefSeq, a predicted model, not a curated record